This is a messenger RNA of Alternaria hordeiaustralica, 864 nucleotides long. RefSeq lists its product as uncharacterized. NCBI's taxonomy places the organism in Eukaryota, Fungi, Ascomycota, Dothideomycetes, Pleosporales, Pleosporaceae. The record is from RefSeq and is a predicted model, not a curated record. Gene Ontology annotation, molecular function: protein binding. The transcript has 2 exons. Bases 1 to 864 code for a protein of 287 amino acids.
AUGGGUGAUCCGUCAGAGUCGUGUUCCUUUGAGGAUCUCAUCCAAUCGAAGCUGUUCACCUUCUACAUCGGCAAAGAGAAGAAAGCGUUUGUUGUGCACUCUAAAGCGGUCGCCGCGACCUCAUGGCAUUUUCAUGCUCUUGUGAACAAUGGCAUGUCACAGUCGCAGGAAGAGUCUGUAGACUAUCCAGACAUGGAACCGGAUGACUUUGCCCGAUUUGUUGAGUACUCGUACCGUUACGACUACACUGCACCGUCUUGGGUUCAGGAUGACAAAGUCGCGCAGAGCGACAAUAAAGAGGGAACCGACCAUAGUGAUGAGGAUCCGUAUCCGAUUUCGAGCAGAUCGCCAGGCGGAGCGAAAGGGGCAAAAAAGAUGGCAGGCGCUAACUCAACAACUCAACCCCUGCGCCAAAGCUUCAGCCAGCGCGAAUACCUCAUGUCACAAGAGCCCAAGACCAUAAUGCUUGAACGCUUCCUGCCCCCAGAGAACUCCGCGCCAGAACAAGAUUUCACACCUAUCUUCUUAGCGCACGCACGUAUCUAUACCUUUGCCUGUAUGCGUCUCAUCGACCCUCUCAAACGCCUAGCUCUACACAAGCUCCACCAAAUCCUCCUCAGGUUCAAGCUCUACGAUCGACGAGUCGGUGAUGUGGUUGAGUUGGCUAGAUAUGCGUACGACAAUGGGGAAGACAGGAAGCCUGAUGGAUCCAUCGAGGAUCUCAGGAAGCUGGUGGUGGAAUACAUAGCCUGUGAAGUGUCGACCAUCGGCAAGCAUGAAGCAUUUGCUCCCCUGUUGCAAGAGGGCGGAGAGUUUGUGGUGGAUUUCUGGCGUAUCAUCGCUAAAGAGAAUUUGUCUUUGUAG